Scophthalmus maximus (turbot) is the source of this 6102-nucleotide messenger RNA. It is a transcript of the gene cep152, whose product is annotated as centrosomal protein 152. NCBI's taxonomy places the organism in Eukaryota, Metazoa, Chordata, Actinopteri, Pleuronectiformes, Scophthalmidae. Bases 470 to 5518 code for a protein of 1682 amino acids. Gene Ontology annotation, biological process: centriole replication. The record is from RefSeq and is a predicted model, not a curated record. The transcript has 28 exons. Gene Ontology annotation, cellular component: centrosome.
GUGUGUGUGUGAGAGUGAGAGACAGAGACCCGUAGCGGUUUGCCGCUGCGAAUGCGCGCGACUUUUCAAAGUGGGCGAGCCGCUGUUCUUAAAGAGGAACGGUCACACCAGCCCCGGUGCCUGCUUUUUACAUUUCCCCCUACAAAGUUUACUGCUAAAUCAAAUACACGCUCACCGGCGACUAACUUACACGGACGAACUAACUAACUCUCACGUAGACCGCACGUAUCUGUCGCAGGGGUUUCAAGUCGCUUUUUUAAACGUUAGUCGGACUCGUUGAUGCUAAAAUGAGCUAAUAGCAACGCUAAGUUAGCUAGCGUCGGUGCUUUGUGAUGUAAACAGUUCCGUCGCUCGCAGUCGACACACGCUAGCGUUACUUCCACACAGGAAGAAGCGGCUCGACAAAUGAAACGUCCGCCUCGUCUUUACUGAAAGGCACACACACUCUCUCACCAGCAGGGGGCGCACGAUGUCCAUCGACUUCGACAGCGCUGCUCUCCAAACCCAACUCGAGGAGGAGGAAUACGACCCGGAGGACUAUGCAAGAGAGCAAGAGCUGCACAAACUGCUCACAGACCUGCCAGAUGACAUGCUGGAGGACAGCAGAGACUCCUCCUCCCCAGAGCCGGAGUACUCGACCUGCAGCAAUAAAAACCCCGGUCACAGUAGACAGUCAGCGUGGACUCAGCAAUGGUCAAAUCAUCCAGAGCCAAUCUCUCACGAACAGAACUAUGAAGCUGACUAUGACCGAGGCGGUCACGAUGAGUACACUUACGAGGAUGGUGCUGAUCAGAUCAACGGACAGCAGAGGCAUGCUCAAAGUCAACCUCUGCCUCACACCUGGAACCAGCCGUCAGAGGAUCACCAGUUCACCCAGGGAGAUUAUACAUACACCAGCAUGGGGACAGAAAAAUCUACAGAGACCAAUGAAUUCUCCACAGAGUAUGAGGCUAAACCGUACUCUCAAGGCACCGACAACCACUUGGAAUAUAAUGGAGAAGGAGGAUACAGAGUUGCGCUAAGCCAUGGGGACCAUACUACCAGAAACCACUUUCAGUCUGGAUCAGAGGACAACGUUGUGAAUCAGUACCAGGCCACCUACAAUCCUCACCAUCCUGCAAAUCAGCCAAAGAUGUUCAUCCCACAGGCCGCUCACCAAGGUGGUCAGUUUGACCCUCUGCAAAGAGAAUUCCUUGACUCGACACAACAAACUGCUGAUAGGGAACAACUAGCCCAACUGCAGAUUUUAAACAAAGCUCAUCAGAGGCAAAUGGAGGACUUGGAGCGAAAACUGGAAGAUUCAAGGCGUAAUAUGAGAUACAUCGAGCAUCAGUUUGCCAUUGUCAAAGAUGAAAGGGAUGGCCUAGCAGUAAGUCUGAAGGAAUCAAGUCGAUUGGUGGAGGAGUCCAAGGAGCGAGAGGUUCAAAUGCAAAAUAAAGUGAAGGCUAUGGAGCAGCAAAUACAGGUCCUUACUGAGAGAGAUAAUGAGAACACAAAGAAGCAGAGGGUGGCGGAGGCUGCGGUGGACAGCAUGAAACAGCAGAUGUUGGAGCUUUGUCGUUCUGACACGCUGUCCAGAUCGCGAGAGCAGCAUGACCGGGACCUUACCGUCAUUAGGGAACAGCAUGAGGUCGUACUGUUGGCCCUCGAGCAGAAGCUUGACUCCACCGGUCAGGCUCUGAAUGAACAGAUUGAUGUCUGUCGGUGCUUAAGAGAGCAGGUGAAGCAACUGGAGUGCCAGAGAGAAGAGGAGCAACUGGAGAGGGCCAGAGUCAUCAACGGCCUCACUCAGCGCCUGGAGGAGAGUCAACAUCAGUGUGCCAAGCUCCUGCAGACAUGUUCAGUGCAGGAGAUGAGUCAGGUGCAAAUUAAACUACAACAGUCUCAAUCAGCAAAGGCACUGAGCGAAAACAUGAACAAAGUCCUGCAGGAGGAUUUGGCCGAUUUGAAGGAGCAAAUCACUCUGUAUGAAUCUGCUGUGAAACACGGUGUCAUUGCAUUGGACCUAAGCAAUGACUGGGAGAACCAGCUGUCUGAAUCCUGUGUGGAUUUAGGAUUAAAGAAGACGAGCAGGAAAAACGGCACGCUCCACAGUACGGCCUUGGCUCACUUGUCAGAAUCCAAGCUGCCCAAGGACGAGGCUUUACGGCUGCUCAGAGUGGAGAUGCAGCGUUGCCUGGGCAGUCUGAAGGGGAAGCGUCAGAAGAUCAAUCAGCUCCAGGAAGAGCUUCAGCGCUGUCAGAGACAAGUGAACGAACUGCACACCCAGCUGGAUGAAGCCAAGCUCAGCUCUUCGGUCAGAGAGAAAAAUCAGAUAAAACAUCCAGACGUGUCUGGAGAGUCUCAGAAAGAGUUGCUGAGACUAAAGGAGCAAGUGGAGGUGCUAGAGAAAAAUAAUAAAGAGCUGAAGCAGGGUGAGGUGAAGUUGAGGUCUGUCAACUCAGAGCUUUGCACUAAGAUGAGGGAGAUGAUCCAGGAGCUGGACCAAGAAAAGCAGGAGGCUGCUCAGAGAGCCGAACGGAUUCAUCAGCAGUACAGGGACGACGUGGUGAACCAGGUCAAAACGGAGCUCAUGCUGGAACAUGACGCUCAGCUCGAAGAGCUGACUGCACAGCACCAGCAGCAGGUUCAACAGUUACAGACCCACUUGUCUGAGGCCAAUGAUAAGAUGUUGGCUGUACAGGAAUGUUAUUUAUCUGUCUGCAAAGAGAAGGACAUGCUCGAAGAACGAAUGGACAACAGGCAGAAGGAGGUGAUCAGAGAAAAUGAGCAAAAAAUGAAAGAGGAGAGUGGUAUAGUGGUGGAGAAGCUUAGGGAGGAGCUGGAGGCUCAGCAUCAGGCCUCAAUGAACCAGCUAAAAGCUCUGUGGUCCAAGCAGAAGGAGGCUGAGAUCCAGCAGCAGGUGAACACUCACGUAGCCUCAGCCAAGGCUACAUUUAAGGAGGAAGUGCAAAAAAUGGACAGAACAUGGACAAAAAAGCUUGAGGCGGCUGGGAGGGAGAAACACAGAGAGACGGCUGAGGCAACCUGUCAGACAGAUGAGAUCGAAGGCAGCAGUGUGACGAUUUCUCCCGAGGAGUUGGACUCGAGGCUCGAUGCCCAGAAACAACAGCUGCAACUGGAGGCUGACAAAGUCACACGCAAAGCUGCGGUCGACGCCAGGAAACACGCCCAGAGAGAGCUUCAAGAGAAACAUCUGGAUGACAUGGCCAAGCAGGUUGAAGGUGCAGUGACCAGGGCCUACAAUCGCUGGAUUGAGGAUUUGCCUUCUUUACCAGAAUACCAAGCCUCACUCCAAGCAGAGAGGGAGAAAUGGGAAGAACUCCAAGAAAAUUUCUUAGAACAACGGGUGUCCCAGUCCCUGAGGGAAGCAGAGGAGCAGUGGCAUAAGAAACACCGGCUGGAGGAGCAGAGCUCUGGAGUGCAGAGGUCGGAGGAGCUACAAGAGGAGCUGGCGACUCUCCAGAGCCAGCUGGAGCAAGGGAGGAGAGAGCAAGCCGCCCUGCUGAAGGCUGAGCUGGCCGGAGCGAGAGCAGCCUGGAACCGAGACAAACAGCAGGAGAUCUCCGCCGUGCAGGUUCGCAGUGAGCAGGCGUACCAGACCAAGCUGCAGGAGCAGCACAAAAAGCUGGAGCGGGCUUUGGAGCAGGCCAGAGCAGACGCCGACCUCGAGAAGAAUGAGCUGCUCCAGCAAACGGAGGCCAAGUUUCAGGAGGCUCUGAGGGCCCGGGAGGAGGAGUGGAGGUGUUGGCAUGCAGAGAAAGAGGUGUCCCAGAGAAGGCAGAUGAGGGAUGAACUAAUUGCAGAGCUUCAGACUGGAAUGGCGGAGGUCCAGGCGCAACUUCUUCAUCAGCAGUGCAGCGAAAACACCAGGAGGGCCAGUGAGUCCACAGCAGAGACAACAACAACACACCUCAUCCAAACAUCCUGCAAAGACAUAGUCAGCAGGGCAAUAUCCCAGGCCAAGAAGGAGUGGAAGAAAAUAAGUGAGGAGAGACUGAGCUGCGUGUUAAAGGAAACGCAGGAACAACACGAAAGAGAGAUUGACAAAAUACGGAGCUCUUUGUCCCAGAGGAAGGAGCCAGCUCGUUGCAGAAAGGAGUGCGCAGAUAAUUUCAGUAAGCUGCAGAAGAAGAACCAGGAGCUCCAGAGACACUUGGAGAAGGCCUGCCGUCAACUCCAGCACAGUUUUCGAGAGCACAAAACCACCACGAAGACCCUCAAAGAUGAGCAUGAACGCACCAUACAAAAGGCAAAGGAGGAAUAUUUGCUGCAGCUGAACGAAGUGAAGAGAGCGAAGGAAUCCUCAUGGAGUUCUGAUCACCAACAAAAUCUUCAGCAAGGCCUGGAGGAGAUGAAGCAGCAAUACUUGAUGACUGUAGAAAGGAUCAGAGAGGACAUGCUGCGUUACCUCCAGGAUAGUCGGGAUCGAGCAGCGGAGAUGAUCCGCAUGGAGGUGCAGAGGGAGCGACAGGACACUGCCAGGAAGAUGCGGCAUUAUUACCUGACCUGUCUGCAGGAGAUACUGGAGGAUGGAGGAAAGAUCGCAGGAGCUGAAAAGAAAAUAAUUUAUGCCGCGAGCAAGCUGGCAGCCAUGGCCAAAGUGCUAGAGACGCCCAUUAAAAGUAAAACUGAAAAGAACUACAGUUUAACGAAUGGUUCGACUGCUGUAUCCACCACUGGCUGCCCUCCAGGUAAAAACGCAGCUUUCAAUAAGAACCCGUCCACCCUGCCCGAGCUCCCGGACAUCAGCGCAGAGGAGAGUUCCCAGAGGGAAAAGACCUCUGCCAGUUCACAGCAGAAACAAGACGCUGCAGCCAGGACUAAACCUUACAGCGACACCUCUGCAUCUGGGAAGGAGGCGGCCUCAGUGCACGCAGCCAUAAAACCCCAAGUUACUGCUCAUACUAAUUUUCUUUCUUCCAAACCUUCCAAACAGACGCCUUCCUCUCAUCAGACGCCCUCUCCAUCCCAGGUGAAUUUUGUUAGUGUGUCUGUGAGGGGUAAGAGCAGAGAGCGGCACCUGCAGGGAGGAGCCUCCAGCGAAGCAGACGACCACCUGGACUCUGAGCGACAGAGCAAACCUUUUCUCAUCCAGGCGGCUCCAGUCAGAGACGAGAAACAGACCGACUGGAGCGUGACCAGCAUUGACUCAGACACGGGCUUCCAAGUUCCCAGACUCUCCUACUCUGGGAGGAAAGUAGAACCAGUGAAGCCAUUUUCUGUUUCCGCUUCUGUCUCAGCUAGCGACUUCAGAGAGUUCGGUGGCCUCUCUCCAGAUACGUCUGACCUGACGGUUUAUAAUGACAUUGUCAAGAAUACACCUCAAACCCAGAACUUGAACUUUCCCUCUGUGAAGACGAGUAAAUGCAGAGAGCUUACCCCCGGCUCCGAGGCCAAGAAGCAGCAGGGAGCUUGUCCCAGGCCUCUGUUCUCUGAGUUGAGACAGCGCCACCAGGACAGCGGCUUUGACAGUCCACUAUACCAACAGACAGGACCAGGUGAGGGUCUGAGGUGAGAUAUGAAGGUGAGCUCCAAAGUAACUCGACCACUUCAGUUACGUUACCAAAUGGUGCCUUUUAAGACUGUACAAAAUUUACAUGAUGUAGAACUUUUGCUUUCAUAGUUGAUUUCAGUGUUUGUGUGUGUUGUGUUGAGUUUGGAGAGAGUCGAUGCCACUCCUGCCCCCUGUCCAACAGUAACGAAAUCCACCCGCUGCUCGCUGCUCCCAAACAGGAUAUUGAAUUUUUACAAGUUAUUGUUCUGGAGAAGUGAAAAUUCGAUUAAACAAGAUUUAAAAAUAUAACUUGUUACUUGUUGAGCUUCACAGGUGCCGGCGGGUGGAUUUUGGUACCUUUGUGGGGAGCCACGCUAACUGUCCCAGCUCGCCCUUAUCAUAAGUAAAGGUUUAUUACGUCUCCUUUUUUUUCUCUCUCUCUUUGUGAGAUCUUGCUCUCAGAUUUUAAAGCGUUUUCUGUCGUCAUAUUUUAAAAUAUCUGAUAUGACACUAUUGACAUAUGCUGUGCAUAUAGUGUUGCUGUUUUUUUAUAUAUAUAUAUUGGUAUAUUUCAUUUUAAUAAAUCUUAUUUUAUCACAAAUUAA